AUGGUGGCCGUGGGACCACCGGACGCUCCCUGGCCCAUACCAACGGAGGCACCCGAACCCAAACUGAAAGUGGCUGAAGAUCAGACGGCGGGUGGGGGACCGCCGGACGCUAACUGGCCCAUAGCAACGGAGGCGCCUGAACCCAAACUGAAAGUGGCUGGGGGACCGCAGGACGCUCACUGGUCCAUACCAACGGAGGCGCCCGAAUGCAAACUGAAAGUGGCUGGAGAUCGGACGGCGGCCGGGGGAACGCCGGACGCUCACUGGCCCAUACCAACGGAGGCGCCCGAACCCAAACUGAAAGUGGCUGGAGAUCAGACGGCGGGCGGGGGACCACCGGACGCUCACUGGCCAAUGGAGGCGCCCGAACCCAAACUGAAAGUGGCUGGAGAUCGGACGGGGGCCGGGGGAACGCCGGACGAUCACUGGCCCAUACCAACGGAGGCGCCUGAACCCAAACUGAAAGUGGCUGGAGAUCAGACGGCGCCCGAACCCAAACUGGCUGGAGGACGAACGGCAGCCGGGCGACUGCCGGACGCCCAUUGGCAAAUACCAACGGAGGCGUCCGAACCCAAACUAGCUGGAGGAUGGACGGUUGCUGUGGGACCGCCGGACGCUCACUGGCCCAUACCAAUGGAGGCGCCCGAACCCAAACUGGCUGGAGGAUGGACGGCGGGCGUGGUACCGCUUUACGCUCACUGGCCCAUAAUAACGGAGUUGCCCGAACCCAAACUGGCUGGAGGAUGGACGGCGGCCUUGGGACUGCUGGAAGCUCACUGGCCCAUACCGAAGGAGGCGCCCGAACCCAAACUGGCUGGAGGUCGGAUGGCGUACGGGGGACCACCGGACGCUCACUGGCCCAUACCAAUGGAGGAGCCCGAACCCAAACUGGCUGGAGGACGGACAGCGGCUGGGGGACCGCCGGACGCUCACUGGAAUCUCACUGUCCCAUAA
Molecule: messenger RNA, 954 nt
Organism: Macrobrachium nipponense
Lineage: Eukaryota; Metazoa; Arthropoda; Malacostraca; Decapoda; Palaemonidae
Product: skin secretory protein xP2-like
Exons: 2
Coding region: 1-954 (317 amino acids)
Source: RefSeq, a predicted model, not a curated record